Chelonia mydas (Green sea turtle) is the source of this 5198-nucleotide messenger RNA. It is a transcript of the gene KCNH2, whose product is annotated as potassium voltage-gated channel subfamily H member 2. Bases 499 to 3936 code for a protein of 1145 amino acids. Gene Ontology annotation, biological process: membrane repolarization during action potential; potassium ion transmembrane transport; regulation of ventricular cardiac muscle cell membrane repolarization. Lineage: Eukaryota; Metazoa; Chordata; Testudines; Cheloniidae. The transcript has 15 exons. Gene Ontology annotation, cellular component: membrane. Gene Ontology annotation, molecular function: inward rectifier potassium channel activity. The record is from RefSeq and is a predicted model, not a curated record.
GAUCCGAUCCGUGCGCCCGGCUCCCCGCGCAGCCGCCCUGCCUAAAUAAGGGGCGCCGCCGCCGCCGCCGCUGGAGCCGAGCCAGCCGGGCGGGGACGGGACGGGACGGGGCGCGGCAGCCGGCGGCAGGUGCACGGGCCGCCGGGAGCCCCCCGCGCCCGGCCCGGGGGAGGGCGGACGCGGCGUUAACCCCUCCGGGCCCGGAGGCGCAGCCCGCAUCCUCCCCGCAGCCAGGGCGCGGAGCCCGGCCGCCGGCCCCUCCCCCUCUCCGCUCGCGGGGCCGGAGCAGGCGCUGCGGACCCAGCCGCAGCCCCGGGGUGGGGAACCGCCCGAGUGAGCCCCGGAGCCGAGCGCAGCGGGACCCUCCGCCCGCGCCUCUGGGACUGACCCUGCGCCCGGGACAGAGGGGCCCAGGCAGGGCCCUGCUGGGGCGCCGGGCUAGUGGGGCCCCGAGGAGAGGGGCCGGGGCCGGCGGCCUCCCCCCAUGGGAUAAGCAGCAUGCCCGUCCGGCGCGGGCACGUCGCCCCCCAGAACACCUUCCUGGACACCAUCAUCCGCAAGUUCGAGGGGCAGAGCCGGAAGUUCAUCAUCGCCAACGCCCGGGUGGAGAACUGUGCUGUGAUCUACUGCAACGAUGGCUUCUGCGAGCUGUGUGGGUACACGCGGGCCGAGGUCAUGCAGAAGCCGUGCACCUGUGACUUCCUGUACGGGCCCCGCACCCAGCGCAGCGCGGCCGCCCAGAUCGCCCAGGCCCUGCUGGGCUCCGAGGAGCGCAAGGUGGAGAUCUGCUUCUACCGCAAGGACGGCAGCUGCUUCCUGUGCCUGGUGGACGUGGUGCCCGUGAAGAACGAGGAUGGGGCUGUGAUCAUGUUCAUCCUCAACUUCGAGCUGGUGCUGGAGAAGGAGCUGCUGGGCUCCCCGGCUAAGGACACCAACCACUGGGUGACCCCUACCAACUGGUUCCCUGCAGGGCGCAGCAAGUCCUUCAAGCUGAAGCUGCCGGCGUUGCUGGCGCUCACGGCCAGCAAGCAGUCGCUGUCCCAGGGGGGCCCAGAUGCCGUUAUCGUGGACUUCUCCAAGCCCAGCAGCGAGUCGGGGGCCCCAGACGAUGUCACCUCCUCCCUGGAUAACAGCUGCCGGGACUCCCAGCUGGAGGAGCGCAAGGCCCUGGUGGAGCUGGAGGAAGGGAGGGGCCCGCUGGGUGAGGCAGGCCUGGAGCCCCCCAUCACCCACUCGUCACCCCGUGCCGACAGGGACCGCCUCCACCUGGACGCCUCCUUCUCCAACUGCAGCCUGUCGCGCUGCCGGUCCUGGGAGAGCUGCCACAGUGUGCGGCGCGCCUCCUCCGUGGACGACAUCGAGGCCAUGAAGGGCGAGGGUGACAGGCGGGGGCAAAACCGCCACGGCAGCACAGGGGCCAUGAACAACCUGCGCAGCAGCCUGCUGAACUCCACCUCGGACUCAGACCUGAUGCGCUACCGCACCAUCAGCAGGAUCCCGCAGAUCACACUCAACUUCGUGGACUUCAAGGCCGAGGCCUUCCUGACGUCGCCGUCCAGCGAGCGGGAGAUCAUCGCGCCCACCAAGCUGAAGGACCGGACGCACAACGUCACCGAGAAGGUCACCCAGGUCCUGUCCCUCGGGGCCGACGUGCUCCCGGAGUACAAACUGCAGGCGCCGCGCAUCCACAAAUGGACCAUCCUGCACUACAGCCCCUUCAAGGCGGUGUGGGACUGGCUCAUCCUGCUGCUGGUCAUCUACACGGCCGUCUUCACGCCCUACUCGGCCGCCUUCCUGCUCAACGAGAAGGAGGAGCCCACGCGGCAUGAGUGCGGCUACUCCUGCAGCCCGCUCACCGUGGUGGACCUGCUGGUGGACAUCAUGUUCCUCAUCGACAUCCUCAUCAACUUCCGCACCACCUACGUCAACUCCAACGAGGAGGUGGUGAGCCACCCGGCCCGCAUCGCCAUCCACUACUUCAAGGGCUGGUUCCUCAUCGACAUGGUGGCCGCCAUCCCCUUCGACCUGCUCAUCUUCGGCUCCGGCUCUGGCUCUGAGGAGACCACGACGCUGAUCGGGCUGCUGAAGACGGCCCGGCUGCUGCGCCUGGUGCGCGUGGCCCGUAAGCUGGACCGCUACUCGGAGUACGGGGCGGCCGUGCUCUUCCUGCUCAUGUGCACCUUCGCCCUCAUCGCCCACUGGCUGGCCUGCAUCUGGUACGCCAUCGGCAACAUGGAGCGGCAGAGCAUCGGCUGGCUGCACUCGCUGGGCGACCAGAUCCGCAAGCCCCUGAACGAGAGCGCCCCGCUGCAGGGGCCCAGCAUCAAGGACAAGUACGUCACGGCGCUCUACUUCACCUUCAGCAGCCUGACCAGCGUGGGCUUCGGCAACGUCUCCCCCAACACCAACUCCGAGAAGAUCUUCUCCAUCUGCGUCAUGCUCAUCGGCUCCCUGAUGUACGCCAGCAUCUUCGGCAACGUCUCGGCCAUCAUCCAGCGCCUCUACUCGGGCACCGCGCGCUACCACACCCAGAUGCUACGCGUCCGCGAGUUCAUCCGCUUCCACCAGAUCCCCAACCCGCUGCGCCAGCGGCUGGAGGAGUAUUUCCAGCACGCCUGGUCCUACACCAACGGCAUCGACAUGAACGCGGUGCUGAAGGGUUUCCCUGAGUGCCUGCAGGCCGACAUCUGCCUGCACCUGAACCGCAGCCUCCUGCAGAGCUGCCGGCCCUUCCAGGGGGCCAGCAAGGGCUGCCUGCGCGCCCUGGCCAUGAAGUUCAAGACCACGCACGCCCCACCCGGCGACACGCUGGUGCACGCCGGCGACGUGCUCACCGCGCUCUACUUCAUCUCCCGCGGCUCCAUCGAGAUCCUGCGCCGCGACAUGGUGGUGGCCAUCCUUGGGAAGAACGACAUCUUUGGGGAGCCGCUGAACCUGUAUGCGCGGCCCGGCAAGUCCAAUGCGGACGUGCGGGCUCUGACUUACUGUGACCUGCACAAGAUCCAGCGGGAGGAGCUGCUGGAGGUGCUGGACAUGUACCCCGAGUUCUCGGACCGCUUCUGGGCCAGCCUGGAAAUCACCUUCAACUUGCGCGACACCAACAUGAUCCCCGGCUCCCCUGGAAGCACCGAGCUGGACGGCAGCUUCAACCGGUUGCGGCGCCGCAAACUCUCCUUCCGUCGGCGCACAGACAAGGACCCGGAGAACGCCGGGGAGCUGAGGAGCAGCCAGAAGCCACUGCGGACGGGUUGGAACCACCAGGCGCCGGGGGUCCCGGAGGACCAGCCCAAGUGGGAGCCCUCCAGCUCGCCCUCCAGCGACGAGGAUGAGCGCCCCACGCCCAUCGCCAGCGCCGGCCAGCUCUCACCCUUCUGCGCCAAUGGGGAGCUGCUCAGCCAGGGCGACGGGCAGCCCAAGGGCAGCGAGAACUGCAGCCCCCUCUCAGGGGCCUUCUCGGGGGUGUCCAACAUCUUCAGCUUCUGGGGCGAGAGCCGGGGCCGGCAGUGCCAGGAGCUGCCCCGCUGCACCGUCCCAGCCCACGCCAGCCUCAGCAUGGGCCUGCCCCCCCGGGGCCACCGGCCCCGCUCCGAGGUGGAGAGCCGGCUGGACCAGCUGCAGCAGCAGCUCAACAGGCUGGAGACCCGCAUGGCCGCAGACGUGGGCGCCAUCAUGCAGCUGCUGCAGCGGCAGGUCGGGCUGGUGCCGCCGGCCUAUAGCACCGUGUCGUCGCCACCCCCAGGCCCGGAGCGCUCCCCACCGCCCGGCCAGCCCUGCCCCCAGGUUCCCAGUUACCCGGUGCCGUUCCAGUUCCCGCAGCCGCCCAGCCCAGAGCUGCCCUGCGAGCCGCCCCCCCGGCGCCGCUCCCUCCCUGGACAGCUGGCCCCGCCGCCGGACUCACAGACCCUGCAGAGACACUGCUCCGACCCGGGGAGUUAAUCGGCAGGACGGGGACGGGGCCCGGAGCCCGGCGCAGGGGGGCCAGGGCUUCAGGGCUGCCGCCCCCUCCCCGCCCCAAGGACAACAGUGCCGCCUGGGUGAGGGCCUGGCCACACGCUAGCCAAGCAGGAGCCACGGGCCGAGCCCACGCGACCAGGAUGUUAGCUGGCCUAACGGAUCCAGGACGGGGCCCGCCCGCCCUGCGUGCCCUGCUGUGCCCAGAGGUCGGCACAAAGAAACAGAGACUGGCCGGGGAAGGACCCGCAGCCCAGGACCCUGGAACAUAUCACGGGGCCGGGCCGACACAGCGCAGCCCCCUGCAGCCAGGGCUGGCCCCCAGGGGUGCUGGGCGGGCGGGCGAAAGGGGCUGAGCACGCUGGGUGCCCAGGUCUUAUCUGCCUGGCUGCCCUGUGUGUACCCUGAUAUGAGCACCCGUGUGCGCCGCUGGCAGGGGGAGAGGGAGCACCGUGUGUGUGCGGCUCUGUUCUGUGUGUGUGUGUGUGUGUGUGCGGCCCUGUUCCCUGGGCGGGAGGGGGAGCCCUGUUCCGUGUGUGUAGGGGGGUCACUGUAUGUGUGCGGCCCUGUUCCCUGGGCGGGAGGGGGAGCCCUGUUCCGUGUGUGUAGGGGGGUCACUGUGUGUGUGCGGCCCUGUUCCCUGGGCAGGGGGGGAGCCCUGUUCCGUGUGUGUAGGGGGUCACUGUAUGUGUGCGGCCCUGUUCCCUGGGCAGGGGGGGAGCCCUGUUCCGUGUGUGUAGGGGGGUCACUGUAUGUGUGCGGCCCUGUUCCCUGGGCGGGAGGGGGAGCCCUGUUCCGUGUGUGUAGGGGGGUCACUGUGUGUGUGCGGCCCUGUUCCCUGGGCAGGGGGGGAGCCCUGUUCCGUGUGUGUAGGGGGGUCACUGUAUGUGUGCGGCCCUGUUCCCUGGGCAGGGGGGGAGCCCUGUUCCGUGUGUGUAGGGGGGUCACUGUAUGUGUGCGGCCCUGUUCCCUGGGCAGGGGGGGAGCCCUGUUCCGUGUGUGUAGGGGGGUCACUGUAUGUGUGCGGCCCUGUUCCCUGGGCAGGGGGGGAGCCCUGUUCCGUGUGUGUAGGGGGGUCACUGUAUGUGUGCGGCCCUGUUCCCUGGGCGGGGGGGGGAGCCCUGUUCCGUGUGUGUAGGGGGGUCACUGUAUGUGUGCGGCCCUGUUCCCUGGGCAGGGGGGGAGCCCUGUUCCGUGUGUGUAGGGGGGUCACUGUAUGUGUGCGGCCCUGUUCCCUGGGCGGGGGG